Messenger RNA from Lachancea thermotolerans CBS 6340, 468 nucleotides. RefSeq names its product DNA-directed RNA polymerase III subunit RPC17 (gene RPC17). The transcript has a single exon. Gene Ontology annotation, molecular function: nucleotide binding. Gene Ontology annotation, cellular component: RNA polymerase III complex. NCBI's taxonomy places the organism in Eukaryota, Fungi, Ascomycota, Saccharomycetes, Saccharomycetales, Saccharomycetaceae. Gene Ontology annotation, biological process: transcription initiation at RNA polymerase III promoter. The record is from RefSeq and is a predicted model, not a curated record. The coding region runs from base 1 to 468 and encodes 155 amino acids.
AUGAAGAUCGAGAGUGUGCGAGACGCUUUUUUGAGUGACUACGAAGUUCUUCAGUUUCUGUCGCAAUUGGAGCGCCGCCAUGAUUGGGGCCUGAACCAAGACGACGAGCUGGCUGCCGGGAACAACAGAAAGCGCAAGAGACGCCCCUACAACCAUCCAGAGCUGCAGGCCAUUACAAGAGACACUAUACGGUACCUGUCAGAGGCCAAGGGAGCAGCAGACGCGGAGGAGAGCGAGGCGGGCGCGGGCGACACCAAGUCACCUCUGACGAAGCUCAACGACAAGAAGUUUGCAGAGCUCAUGACCCAGCUCAACCAGUUCUCGCUCUUCAAGGCCGAGAAGCUACAGAUAGUGAAUCAGCUGCCCACGAACUUGGUGCACCUCUACGCCAUCGUGGAGGAGUGCGACUCGCGGUUCUCUGAGGAGCAGUCGGGCCAAAUUCUCGAGAUCGUACGCAAUGCCUGUUGA